AUGUCGAGCCGAAGGUCGUCGUCGCGUGGCAACAUCUCCGAGGACGAGAUCAACGAGCUCAUCUCCAAGCUCCAGGCCCUGCUCCCCAGCUCCCGCCGCCGCGGCUCCGGCCAGGCGUCGACGACGAAGCUGCUGAAGGAGACCUGCAGCUACAUCAAGAGCCUCCACCGGGAGGUGGACGACCUGAGCGACCGGCUGUCGGACCUCAUGUCCACCAUGGACCACAACAGCCCCGGCGCGGAGAUCAUCCGCAGCAUCCUCCGCUCCUGA
This is a messenger RNA of Miscanthus lutarioriparius, 270 nucleotides long. Lineage: Eukaryota; Viridiplantae; Streptophyta; Magnoliopsida; Poales; Poaceae. The record is from the annotation of a GenBank genome assembly.